AUGUCGGAAAGAAGUGAAAAUAAUGUGAGGUGGCUCUCUGCUGUCUUAUUUCCUCUUCAGAGCACCGCCGUCGGGUUCCUGGCCGUGUCCAGUGUCAUCACCAUGUCGGCGCCCUUCUUCCUGGGGAGGAUCAUCGACGUCAUUUACACCAACCCCACCGGGGACUACAGCAGCAGCCUGACCCGCCUCUGCCUGGCGCUCAGCGGCGUGUUCCUGUGCGGAGCUGCGGCCAACGCCGUCCGUGUCUACCUCAUGCAAACCUCAGGGCAGCGCAUCGUGAACCGGCUGCGAGCUUCCUUGUUCUCCUCCGUCCUGAGGCAGGAGGUGGCUUUCUUUGACAAGACGCGCACGGGCGAGCUGAUCAACCGCCUCUCCUCGGACACGGCGCUCCUGGGCCGCUCGGUGACCGAAAACCUCUCGGACGGGCUCCGGGCCGGGGCCCAGGCCUCUGUCGGGAUCGGCAUGAUGUUUUUUGUCUCGCCGCAUCUGGCCACUUUCGUUUUGAGUGUGGUGCCUCCAAUAUCCAUCCUUGCCGUGAUUUAUGGACGAUACCUACGGAAACUGACCAAACUCACUCAGGACUCCCUGGCACAAGCCACGCAGCUAGCUGAGGAACGCAUCGGAAACAUCAGAACCGUUCGAGCUUUCGGGAAAGAAAUGACUGAAAUCGAGAAAUACACCAGCAAAGUGGACUUCGUGAUGCAGUUAGCAAGGAAAGAGGCGAUCGCUCGGGCAGGCUUCUUCGGAGCAACCGGGCUCUCUGGGAACCUGAUCGUGCUCUCCGUGCUGUACAAAGGCGGGCUGCUGAUGGGCAGCGCCCACAUGACCGUGGGCGAGCUCUCUUCCUUCCUCAUGUACGCUUUCUGGGUUGGAUUGAGCAUCGGAGGUCUGAGCUCGUUCUACUCGGAGCUGAUGAAAGGACUGGGCGCCGGGGGCCGCCUCUGGGAGCUGCUGGAGAGGAAGCCGGGGCUGCCUUUCGACGAGGGGCUGACCUUGAACGAGAAGAGCUUCCAGGGUGCGCUGGAGUUCAAGAACGUGCACUUCACCUACCCGGCUCGCCCCGAGGUGCCCAUCUUCCAGGACUUCAGCCUCUCCAUCCCCUCGGGGUCCGUCACGGCGCUGGUGGGCCCCAGUGGGUCCGGCAAAUCCACGGUGGUUUCCCUCCUGCUGAGGCUGUACGACCCCCUUUCAGGGACCAUCAGUCUGGACGGUCGUGACAUCCGCCAGCUGAACCCCGUCUGGCUGAGAUCCAAGAUCGGGACAGUGAGUCAGGAACCAAUUUUGUUCUCUUGCUCAAUUGCUGAGAACAUUGCUUACGGGGCCGAGGACCCUUCUGCGGUGACUGCUGAGCAGGUGGAGAAGGUGGCGGAAGUCGCCAACGCAACUGCUUUCAUCCGCAGCUUCCCGCAGGGGUUCAGCACUAUGGUCGGAGAAAAGGGUGUUCUUCUCUCAGGUGGGCAGAAGCAGCGGAUCGCCAUCGCCCGGGCGCUGCUGAAGAAUCCCAAAAUUCUCCUCCUGGAUGAAGCCACCAGUGCGUUGGAUGCUGAGAAUGAGUAUCUGGUGCAGGAAGCUCUGGACCGACUCAUGGAAGGAAGGACAGUGCUGAUCAUUGCCCAUCGUCUGUCCACCAUCAAGAAUGCUAAUAUGGUGGCUGUUCUCGACCGAGGAAAAAUUAUCGAAUGUGGGAACCAUGAUGAGCUGCUUGCCAAACCAGACGGGAUAUACAGAAAAUUAAUGAACAAACAAAGCUUCGUGUCAGCAUAAAGAAGCAAUUGCUGGCCAAGUGAAUCCAAGAGACUUUAAAACCAAACAGCACUGCAGGGGGGAAAUUCCUUAGAGAGGGUAUGGAAUCUGUAAAUGAUACUUCGAGUUAUUUGAAAUAGGCCUAUUUUUCCCAAAGUAUAUAAACUAUUGUUUUGAGAUGAACCUGUUCUCAAAACCUUUACAGUCAGAGUUUUAAUAAUUAUAACUUUCUAAAUGUCUAUAGCACUGAAGUUAUUUUCAGGUUUUAUACUUUAUUUUAUCUUGGAAUAUUUUCAUACAGCAUGGCACCUCAUUUUUUUUACCUGCUGUUCGAGAUGGAAGUUAUUGUCAAAUGACAACUUUAAAAGGGAAUUAUAAAUUAAAAGGCCUAAUUAUUUUAGGCCAGUUUGCCAA
Messenger RNA from Myotis brandtii (Brandt's bat), 2157 nucleotides. It is a transcript of the gene ABCB10, whose product is annotated as ATP-binding cassette, sub-family B (MDR/TAP), member 10. Gene Ontology annotation, biological process: transmembrane transport. Gene Ontology annotation, cellular component: membrane. Gene Ontology annotation, molecular function: ABC-type oligopeptide transporter activity; ATP binding; ATP hydrolysis activity. NCBI's taxonomy places the organism in Eukaryota, Metazoa, Chordata, Mammalia, Chiroptera, Vespertilionidae. The record is from RefSeq and is a predicted model, not a curated record. The coding region runs from base 1 to 1764 and encodes 587 amino acids. The transcript is spliced from 14 exons.